This is a messenger RNA of Nicotiana tabacum (common tobacco), 1572 nucleotides long. RefSeq names its product phospholipase A1-IIgamma-like. Gene Ontology annotation, biological process: lipid metabolic process. Gene Ontology annotation, molecular function: glycerophospholipid phospholipase A1 activity. Lineage: Eukaryota; Viridiplantae; Streptophyta; Magnoliopsida; Solanales; Solanaceae. The record is from RefSeq and is a predicted model, not a curated record.
UCAAAAGCGUGUUUCAUGACAAUUGACAAACACUAAAAAAGUGAAGUAUAAAUUGGCAUUUCGAGAUGGCCAAAAUGAAGAGCAUAUCAUAAGAAAUUAAGAAGCAACAAAGAGAAAAAAUACAGAAAAGGAAAAUAGGGGAGAUCGAGACAUGGCUAGCAUGGCUGAGAAAUGGGAGCAACUUAGUGGAAAAAAUAAUUGGGAAGGGCUACUAAAUCCCUUGGAUCUUGAUCUUCGUAAAUAUCUCAUUCAGUAUGGGGAAUUGGCUCAAGCAACUUAUGAUACUUUCAUUACAGAGGAGAAGUCAAAAAAUGCAGGAGCUAGUAGAUACUCAAUGGAGAAUCUUUUUACUAGGGUCGGACUUGAUCCAUUGAAAUAUCGCGUAACCAAAUUUUUCUAUGCUACCUCAUCGAUUCCACUUCCUGAUGGUUUAUUUGUAAGAUCAUUGUCAUUGGAAGCAUGGAGUAAGGAAUCAAAUUUUAUGGGGUAUGUAGCUGUGGCUACUGAUGAGGGUAAAGUUGAACUGGGAAGGAGGGAUAUUGUGAUUGCUUGGCGAGGAACUAUGGAGAAGUUGGAGUGGGUUAAUAACUUUCAAUUUGCAGCUGUCCCAGCACCCAAAGUCUUUGGUGAUCGAGGUUUGCUUCAUUUGCUCCAACCUUUGGUACAUCACGGCUUCUACAACAUUUAUACAACAAAUAAUCCACGAUCACAGUUUAAUCAUACUAGUGCCAGGGAUCAGGUAAUUGAAGAAGUGAAAAGAUUGGUUGAGGAAUAUAAGAAUGAAGAGGUUAGUAUUACUGUAACUGGCCAUAGCCUAGGUGCGUCACUUGCAACCCUAAACGCGGUUGACAUAGCUUUCAAUGGUAUCAACAAAACAAGUGAAGGCAGGGAAUUUCCAGUGACAGCUUUUGCAUUCGCAAGUCCUAAAGUUGGGGAUCUCAAAUUUAAGGCAGCAUUUGACAAACUGAAAAGUGUCCGUACUUUGAGAAUCCAUAAUCUAUGGGAUGUUGUUCCGAAGGUACCACCAAUUGGCUAUAUAGACGUGGGCGAGGAACUAAUGAUUGACACCACAAAAUCCCCAUAUGUAAAGCCUCCUGGAGAAGUUGUUAGCUGGCAUUUGUUGGAGCCAUACUUGCAUGGAAUUGCAGGGACUCAAGGUUUAAGAGGUUUUAAACUAGAAGUGGAUCGUGAUAUCUCACUUGUCAACAAGCAGUGGGACAUACUAAAAGAUGAAUAUGGAAUUCCCGGGCGUUGGUUGGUUGAGAAGAACAAAGGAAUGGUUCAACAAAAAGAUGGAUCUUGGCUUCUCAUGGAUCGCGAGGAGUAUGACUUCUAGAGAGCUUUGGAGUUUAAAACUGGGAUUGUUCCCAUCAAAAUAAUGUUUGAAUUAAUGAUAAUAAUAUUAGUAAUGCUUGAACAAAUGGAUUUCAUGAGUACGUACCUCAUGAAAACACAGGACAUCAUAUACUGAAUACUAUGUAUUAUGGUUUCUCUUAAUUACCACAGAGGAUAAACUUGUAUGUCGAUCUAUUUCUAUUUAUUGUUUAAUAAGAGUUUUAAUUUGUGUAUCCA